Messenger RNA from Colletotrichum godetiae, 708 nucleotides. RefSeq names its product synaptobrevin. Gene Ontology annotation, cellular component: membrane. The coding region runs from base 1 to 708 and encodes 235 amino acids. The transcript has 2 exons. The record is from RefSeq and is a predicted model, not a curated record. Gene Ontology annotation, biological process: vesicle-mediated transport. Lineage: Eukaryota; Fungi; Ascomycota; Sordariomycetes; Glomerellales; Glomerellaceae.
AUGGCUUCUUCUUCGACGCCCAUCACUCCAUUGCUCUACUCGUGCAUAGCGCACAAUAACACCAUCCUCAGCGAAUGCACAACAUCAGCCGUAUCGCAAACCUCCUCCCUCGCCUCCGUCAUCCUCCCCAAGAUCGAGCACACCACCCCCCAGAAGUUGACCUACACCCACGGCUCGCACCACAUCCACUACAUCGCCGAAGCGCCCUCCGACCACCCAGAUCACCCUUCCGCCGGCGGCCUCACCUUCCUCGUCAUUGCCGACGCCUCGCUGGGCCGCCGCAUCCCCUUUGGCUUCCUCUUCGAGAUCCGACGCCGCUUCCUCGAGCAGUUCCCCGCCGAGACGACCGACUACGCCGAGCUGCCCAACUACGGCGCCGCCAGCUACAAUGGCCAGCUCAAGAAGUUCAUGGUCGACUACGGCACCACGAGCGGCGGCAAGGAUGACGCCAUCUCCAACGUCCAGCGCGAGAUUGACGAUGUCCGGGGCAUCAUGACGCGCAAUAUCGAGGGCUUACUCGAGAGGGGCGAGCGCAUCGAUUUGCUCGUCGACAAGACGGACCGUCUCGGCGGCAGCGCGCGUGAGUUUCGCGUCCGCAGUCGCGGUCUGAAGAGGAAGAUGUGGUGGAAGAACGUCAAGCUGAUGGCGCUUCUCACGCUGGUCGUGGUGCUCAUCGUACUCGCGAUUGUGAUUGCGGUGAAGAACUGA